Molecule: messenger RNA, 6000 nt
Organism: Sturnus vulgaris (Common starling)
Lineage: Eukaryota; Metazoa; Chordata; Aves; Passeriformes; Sturnidae
Source: RefSeq, a predicted model, not a curated record
GGGAAGGAGCCGUCCUGGCCCUCUGUGCCAUGGAGGACGUGCUGCCCUCGGGCCUGCUGGAGAUCUGUCUGCUGGUCGGUGCGCCCACAGAGCGGGUGCGAGCGCUGCUCCAGGGCACUCAAAGAAAACUCAGAAAUCUUCCCCCCCUCGAUCCAGAAGUUCUUUCUGUAUUUGUGCCUCCGUUUAUCAGCAGAGAUGAUGUUCAGGUGAUUAAUGCUGGUAAUAACUUCAAUAAAAGCAAACGCCGGUCCUUUCGAAAGAAAAAAGAGAGGCCCAAGGUUGAAAAUGUCAAGAGCUUCAACGGGGAGCAGAAAGCACCUGACACAGAAGAUGUGGUAGUUCCAAAGGACAUUGAUCUCAUUGCUUUGCCACAGCUCUGCUUCCCAGGAGGCGUUUAUGUGACUUCUGAAUCAAAAGAGGACCACAUCCAUUUCCUGGUCUUCACUGAUGUCUGUGGUAACAGAACAUAUGGUGUUGUUGCACAGUACUACCAGUCUAUACAAGAUGGCUCCACCUCCUCCAAUGGGCAGGGCCAUUGGGAAUCUGUGCAGACUGGGAAGAUACCUGUCUAUUUUGUACCCUGUGCUGUUUGUGUUAUAUCCAGAUACCCGUAUUUUAGUGCCCUCAAGGAUUGUCUCUCUUGCUUACUAGUGCAGCUACGACCUUUCAGGGAUUUAGAUGUCGAGGAGCACAUAAAGGAAUUUGCAGCAAAGCUGUUUUUAAUCCCCAGCCCGCCACCAGGACCACUCCACUUGGUAUUUCAUAUGAAACCACUUCAAAUAAUAAUUCCUUCACGAGAGGAUCCAGACAGUCCAAUUAUUGACUUGGAUCUCCAUCUUCCAUUGCUGUGUUUCAAGCCAGAGCAGGUGCUGCAGAUUAUGACCUGUAUUUUGACUGAGCAGAGAAUCGUUUUCUUCUCUUCUGACUGGGCUCUGCUGACACUCGUUGCUGAAUGCUUUAUGUUGUACCUUCAUCCUCUCCAGUGGCAGCACACUUUUGUGCCUAUUCUGUCCCGGCAAAUGCUGGAUUUUGUGAUGGCUCCAACGUCUUUCCUCAUGGGAUGUCACAUUGAUCAUUUUGAUGAAGUGAGCAUGGAAGGUGAAGAUUUAAUUCUCAUUAAUAUAGAUAAUGGAGAUAUUUCUCAUUCAAAAAUGGUUGAAGAGGAACUUGAGAUUCCAGAUGUUCCAGCACAAGCAGCAGAAACUUUCAUAAAAAGAGUGGAGGGUCUGCAGCUGCACUUUGACCUGGAGCUCUGCCAUCUCCGAGCUGGCACAGACCUUGGUGAGCUCCAAACCCGCAGGAGGGCUUGGCAGCAGAAACUCAACAUGGAUGUGCAGCAAACCAUGCUACAGUUAAUUGUUAAUAUCUUCAGGGAGGUAAAAGAUCAUCUAAAUUAUGAACACAGAGUGUUUAACAGUGAAGAAUUUCUGAAAACAAGGGCAAUCGGAGACCAGCCAUUCUACAAAAAGGUUUUAGAGACCUACAUGUUUCACUCUUUCCUUAAAGCUCGUCUGAACAGAAAGAUGGAUGCUUUUGCGCGGCUUGACUUGAGUACCCGGUCUGAAGAGGACAGGUUAGAUUUGAUGUUUCCCGCCCCCAGAAGGCUGACAAUAGAGAAAAUGGCUUCCAAGCGCAUCAGUGCGGAGCGCAGGGCCAGCCGGCGCAUGGUGAUCAGCAUGCCCAACCUGCAGGACUUCCAAGCGCCCGAGGGCCCCACCAGGAACUCCUCACUUCGAAAAGUGGCAACAGGUGUUGCUAUGAGAACGCCCUCCAAAUCCAUCACCACGUUCAAAAUCCCCGAAAUUCACUUUCCUCUGCUGUUCCAGUGUGUUCACUCCUACUACACAGACUUCUUCAACCACCUCAGCAAAGCUAUCAGUACCUUACCCCCCGAGAACUCUGCAUUGCUGGCAAGGUACUUCUACCUCCGGGGCCUUGUUAGCUUGAUGCAAGGGAAACUACUAAAUGCACUUUCUGACUUUCAGAACCUAGAAAAAACAGACUUAAGAAUUUUCCCUACUGAUCUUGUAAGAAAAAUAGUGGAGACCUUGCCUCGCUCAGAGCGCUUGCAGGCAGACCGCAAACCUGAGCUCAAGAGGCUGAUAAGUCGAGUGAUGGAAAAACAAAGGGAAGUUCUGAAAACAGAUGACCACGUAAAAAAUUUCGAAUUGCCAAAAACACACAUGCAGCUGGAUGAUUUUGUGAAGAGAAUUCAGGAGUCUGGGAUUGUCAGGGAUAUAGACACUAUCCACCGGUUAUUUGAUGCCCUGACAGUAGGACAGCAGAAACAAAUUGAUCCUGAAACAUUCAGAGAUUUCUACAACUACUGGAAAGAAACUGAAGCAGAAGCUCAAGAGGUGAAUCUGCCACCAGCAGUAAUCGAGCAUCUAGAUAAAAAUGAAUGUGUCUACAAGUUAUCGUGCUCAGUUAAAACCAGCUAUGGUGUAGGGAAAAUAGCUCUGACCCAGAAGCGCUUGUUCCUGUUGACUGAAGGAGGCCGUCCUGGCUAUGUCCCAAUUGCUGCUUUCAGGGAUAUAGAGGAUGUUAAGAGCACUACUGUAGCCUUCCUUCUUUUGAGAAUACCUACUCUGAGGAUUAAAACAUUACAUAAAAAAGAAGUCUUUGAAGCCAACCUUAAAACUGAAUGUGAUCUCUGGUACCUGAUAGUGAAAGAAAUGUGGGCUGGAAAGAAAAUGGCAUAUGAUCACAAGGAUCCUCAGUAUAUCCAGCAAGCCCUGACAAAUGUUCUUCUGAUGGAUGCUGUGGUUGGUGCCCUGCAGUCCUCCAAAAGCAUCUAUGCAGCCUCUAAACUGUCUUAUUUUGACAGGAUGAAAAAUGAAGAAAUACAAAAAGACAUUAGCCUGAUGAAGAUGCAUUUCAUUACAAACCUGCUCUGCCUAAUAAUGGCUUUGCCACAGGUCUCCAAAGGUAUUUUGUUUUCUUUUACCUCUCUCAUCUUCUCUACUUUAUUUCUAGGGCAUCUUGACCCUUCAGAAAGACUGGAUAAUGCUCAUCCAAAACUCUGGUGUGCUUUAAAUGAGGGGAAGGUGGUGGUUUUUGAUGCCUCUACCUGGUCUAUCCAGCAACACUGCUUCAAAAUGGGCUGCUCUAAACUGACUUGCAUGGUCAUGGUGGAACAGAGUCAAGUGUGGAUUGGUUCUCAGGAUUCCAUUAUUUAUAUAAUCAACACCCACAGUAUGUCUUGUAAUAAACAACUGAAUGAUCAUCGCUCUGAUGUUACAGACAUCAUUGUGGAGAAGAAGAAUGGAACACCCAGUGAAGCAUAUUCCAGCAGUUUAGAUGGAAUGGUGAUUGCUUGGAACAUCAGCACUCUCAAAGUGAACCGUGUCUUUCAGCUGCCCUGCCAAAAUCUCACCUCUAUGAAGCUUCAUGAUGACCAACUGUGGUGCUGUACAAGAAGUUGCAUUCUUGUAGUGUCAAUUCAUGAGUUUCAACUGCAGAUGAAAAUCGAGCACCACCUGAGGGAUGUGUGUUCCUCUUUCCUUGGCUUCCAGCUCUUUCCUGAGAGAGAUGAAGUGUGGGCAUCUUACUCUGGGAGUAGUGACCUGUACGUUUGGAACAGCAAAGACCUUUCAAGUACACCUCAAAAGAUUCAUCUUCAGGAUUGCUCUGAGAUUACUUGUAUGAUAAGAGUUAAAAAUCAGCUGUGGGUUGGCAGCAGUGGGAGGCUGCAGGGCAAGAGCAAAGGGAAGAUCUACGUGGUCAGUGCUGAGAGGAAGAGUGUGGACAAGGAGCUGGUCGGCCACGCCGAUGCGGUGAAGGCGCUGUGCUCAGCUGAGGACAGGUACGUCCUCAGUGGCUCUGGGAAGGAAGAAGGGAAGAUUGCCAUUUGGAAGGCUGGAUAAUCACACUAUUCCAAAUGUGUCUGCCUUCUCUGGGGAAAGGUAAACACCUGGGACUCUGUUUACUUCAGCAUUUUGCAUCUAUUUCAACGACCUGCCAGUGUUAUUGUCAUGUAUUUAUUUGGUUUCCAUCCCUGUGUUGUAGAAAAUGGAAAUCAAAGCAAAUCUUCCCCUCACACCUUGUCCUGCUCCUGCACAUUUGGUAAAGGAACAGAAAUGGGAGAAGACAGGUCACUGUCUUCAAACUGGACAUGAGGUGGUGUGGAGGGUCCGGGUUGCCUGCCUGGGGCAGGUCAUGUUGGGAACACCAGAGCCAGCUCACUAAUUCCAUGGGAGCUCUCUCUCAGCAGUGCAAGGUUGCUUAAAAAAAGGAUUUUAUGAUGUCUUCACAGCCUUUAAGAGAUGGAAAAGGGCACUGAAAGGAAAAAAACCAUGUGUGCUUGGACUUAGAGAAUUGUCACUGUGAUCAUCUUUCUGAGCUCAGAGCUGUAGGUGGGCAGUGUCCCUUAGCCUUGGUGGGAUUUCUGGGGCUGUUUUCUUUAAAAUGCAGGCACAGACAGGCUCUCCCCAACAGCACUGAAAGCUCUUUCAGAUGAAACAAGGUAUUUCCAAUGAAUAUUUUAGGUUUUAAAUGUAUUUUUUCUUUGAAAACAAUGCACAGCACUUGGCAUUUGGAACAGUUAGUGAAAUUGAUUAAUUUUUUUUUAUCUGAAACAUUAAUUUAUUUAAUUCCUGUAUAUAUUAUACUUGCUUUUGGAAGCAUCUCUCAAUCCCUGUGCAGACCAAUCUCUGCCCCUCCUCCCUUCAGUUUCUGUUUCUGCAAUCAGAGGAAUUGCUGCUUCAUUUUUAAGUUCUGCACAGUCGUGAAACCCCUCCUCAAUCCCUGGAGUGAAGACCAGGGGCUGCAGGAGAGGAGUCUCCAGAGCAGCAUUCCCUGAUUGGUGCCAGAUGCACAGUGAUUUUUCCACUGAUGACAUUUAUCUGCAAGUAAAACAAUAAAUCUGUGCAGAAGAGUUUUAUCUGCAUCAGUGCAGACUGCAAAACAGUGUCUAAAAGACUGUAAAUAGAAGGACAAAAUGGGCUGCUACUUUUCUUAAUAAAUAUAUAACCAGUAUAGGGCUAGAUAGAAAGGUAUAAACAACUGGAAAAUAUUAUGACUAGAAAUUUUAUGACUGUAUAAUAUUUCUGCUGAUAAAAGUUUUUGUCAUAUGGUAACAGAAAUUUUACUUUUUUAGCUUUUGUAUCAAUUUAAGAACAUUAAACACUAUAUUGAUAUAUAUUGAUACUCUGGCUUCUGUAGUUUGUUCUUUUACCUGUGUAACUUGAUACUUGAGAAUGAUGAUUUUAGUGCUGACUUGCAUCCUUUCUGUGUGCUGUAAAGAAUAAUUGCCUGGGGUUUUCUCUGAGAAUGUUCUCUUUUCUCAAACAGCUUCUGCUGUUAUGUGUCCCCUUUUGAGUUCCAUAUCUGUAACUUUCAGGUUCCUUCUUUCCUCCCCUGGUUCGGUCAGGCUGCCCAGGGUAAGUGACAGGAAUUAUUUGCUGAAUUCAAAACCACACAAAGGCUGUUAAUGAACUUUCCCUGUCUGCAGAAAUGAGCCAGAUGCACUAACCUAGUGCCUACCUGAUGCUGUCUUCAUUGAUUUUUAUUCCUGGUAUGCUUCUUAAACCUGAUUUUGUCUUCUUAGCUGGUUUUUAGGUGCUCACUGACCAUCUCAGCUUUGCUCUAGGAUUUCAGCUGUGGGAAUGGACCUGCAGUCACAGCACUGUGAGAUUCUGUUCAGUUCUCAGCAGAGUUUCAGGUACUUCCCGUGGGCCCCUUGGUGGUGGGAAGGCACCUCUGAGCUCCUCAAAGCUGCUUUUUUUCCCCCUCUGCCACUGAGAGCUUGCCAGGUGUAGUUGCCUCUCUGAGUCACUGUCUCCUCUGAAGGGACAAAGGGAACAGGGGCUGCCCUGGCAGGAGAAGGGAGGCUGUGAAUGACUGGGCUGAGCACACCCAACCCUUCUCUGGCCCUGAGGCUGUGCUGCUGCUGGGGUUGGUCAGCCUCUGUCUGAGACUCUGAGUCCAGCUUGUGCUGCCAUCCCCUUCUCUUUUCUCCCAAGGAAAUGUUUGUUUCUUGGAAACCUCAAGGCUAAAGCU